AGCGCGAGACCGAGCCGGUGUGUGUGUGUGUGUGUGUGUGUCAGAGAGGGAGAGAGUGUAACGUGUGUAAUAAUCCAGUAUCCGCCUUGUGUGUGUGUGUGUGUCAGUUGAGGAGUGAAGCGCAGGAGACACAGCGCGCGCGCGCCGAGGAGAAACCGGAGGACUUUCUGCUUUGUGAAACUUUCUGCUGUGUUCUGUGGGGUUGUGGACCCGUCCUGAGCGCGGAGGCGGUGUACCGAGGAACCGAGGCGGUGUUGGAGAGCCGGUCACGUGACUGAGUUGCGCGGGGAGCGCGCGGCGCCUUUGUCCUCCGCUUUUACCUGCCGGUGACUGAAAGCUGAUCCGCCAGCUCGCGCAUCAUCAUGGGUCACACCGGAACUGGCGCGCGCACCACGGCUGUCUGUCUGUUAUAAUAAUAAUAAUAAUAAUAAUAAUAAUAAUAAUGAAACUGGGUCUAGACGCGCGCGCACCCGUGUCCGAGUAACUUUAAAAAAAAAUUUUUUUUAAUUAAUUUAUACUUAUUUUUUUAUUACUAGUGUUACUCUAUUUAUCGGACAUGGCUCUGUCCCAAAUCCAGUGUCUAGACGACAACCACGUGAACUGGCGCGUGAGCGAGGCCAAACCGGAGUUCCUGUACAGCGAGGACCAGCGGCUCGCGCUCGAGUCGCUCAUCUCCGGCGGCCGCGAGGCCUUCGACGCGUACGUGAAGGAGCGCGAGCUGCGGCCCUUCCUGUCCGAGCCCGAGAUCGAGCGCCUGAGCCGCACGGUGGUGGACUACCGGCCCGGGAGCACCGAGCACACCGACCCGGUGCCGGCGGACGGCCAGGAGCGCGCGCUCUCGCUGCAGUACUGGCCCGACCGCUCCGACGUGUCCGUCCCGGAGUUGGACCUGGGCUGGCCCGACUGCAACUCGUACCGCGGCGUCACGCGGGUCAACGUGCACACGCAGCCGCCGGUGGACGGACAGACGCACAUCAAAGAGGUGGUGAGGAAGACCAUCGCGCAGGCGCAGAAGCUCAUCGCUUUGGUAAUGGACAGCUUCACAGACGUGGACAUUUUCAAGGACCUCCUAGACGCUGGUUUUAAAAGAAAAGUGGCGGUGUACAUCGUCAUCGAGCAAGCGUCCGUUCAGGACUUCCUGCACAUGUGUGACAGAGCGGGCAUGCACGGCGGACACCUAAAGUACCUGCGGGUCCGCUGCUGCGGAGGCUCCGAGUUCCACACGCGCUCCGCCAAAAAAUUGCAAGGCUCACUGAGUCAGAAGUUCAUGUUCGUGGACGGAGAUCGCGCCGUGUCCGGAUCGUACAGUUUCACAUGGACGGCGUCUCGCUUAGACCGCAACCUCAUCAUGGUCCUUACUGGGCAGGCCGUGGAGACCUUUGACAAGCAGUUCCGUGAGCUUUACUUCACCUCCCGUAGCGUCAACCUCUCCAAAAUCAGUCUGGCUGUCCUCCCUGAGCCCGAGCCACUCCCUGUCCCUGCGCCCGCCUCUCUCCCAUCAGCAGCUGUUGCCCGGAAACUCAUCAAUCCCAAAUACGCCUUGGUGGAGACAGCGAGCCGAGCCUCCUCAGAUAAAGCCCCGAGUCCCAAGGAUAGCACGCAGACUCCCAUGCCUCAGCCGGUUAAACGCCAUCGUGAGGCCAUGGAGUUGCCACCCAAACACCCGGGGCUCAUAGGGUUACCAAAGGCGGAGCUCAUCCCCUACCUGCCCAUAUGGCCGGAACCGGACCCACCCAGUGACGUCAUCGGCUUUAUCAACAUUCGGGACACAAGCAAGCCGCUGCAGCCGCACAUGUCGACACGCUCACAACUCUUUGAAACAUCACAGGCCAUCCGUUUCAAGGACCCUUUCAUCGCUCCACUAGAACACCCGCUGCCAGAAAAGGCAUGUCUCCGUCUGAAAGCUUCCCUUCCCCCCAAAACAAACCUACCAGACAUACGCGUAGAACCGGCGGAUAAACCUGACGGAAAAGUUCCAUCAGAGACCAAGGUGCCAACUGCACCCGUGGACACCGUAAACCUGGGCAACUCUGUUUCACCUCCUAAACCAGCACAGCCUCUUCAGGACAAAGCUCAGCCGCAGGAACGUCCUCCAGGGCCUCCUGUGCCGAAACCACGCACCCUAAAACUGGUCGUGAGUGCAGGUGAUAGACCUGAAAACAUGCAAGUCAGUCUGGUCAAGAGAACUGAAAUGAAACCUCCUGAGACUUCCAGCUCGGAGGAGUACGCGGAAGCACCCGAGCAGCCUAAUGCCAUGUCCGCCACUCAGGACUCUGACAGGGACAGUAACAGGACUCCUGAACCGGCCCAUUCACCUCAAGACGAGGGCUCGACGGCAUCGGACGAGUACUACGAGUGUAACGACCCGGAUCACAGCAGGCUCACUAACGGAGGACCGCUCGCCCCGGGACGGCACGGAGAGGACGGCUCUGUGAACAUAAUGGCACGAUUCUCACAAUCCAUGCUGGACCUGAGGCCGGACAAACGCGCCGAUCUGGACCCCACAGACAGGAACCUGCUGAAUGUACAAAGCAGAUACACAGGAAAGGUGUAUCAGCCGUUCGAAAUCUCCUCCAUGCGAGAAACUUACAGCAGAGCCAAAGUGGUGAUCGCCAAACCAGGAGUGUACCACCGCCCUCCGAAAAGUAACACGCGUGUAAUCGGAGGGCACCGAUACUGGCAGGGCAAACUUGGCAUGACCCAGACUGGGCACGAUCCUGGCCGUCUCAGUCGCUCCCCCUGCAGGAAGAUGCCGCCCGCAGGACUUAAAACCAGCCAGUCUCCAACUCAGCGUGUCUCUCAUACACACUCGCCUUCACCCAGAAGAAACGAGACGCCGAUGCCUUUAGGAAUUAAUAUUUCGAAACUCUCCAGCCUCAGAAACCUUCGGGGUAGGGUACCACCAGUUACGGGUGACAAAAAGGUUGUGCACAGACACAAGGAAUGUUAACCAGGAAAGACUUGGGACUUGGAACUUAACAAACCCAAAUUUUUUACUUCAGACUUAUGAUUUUUAUCCGAAUGCAAAUUAGUCGCGAAGCCCGGAGGUACUUUUGGACCGGUCAUGUGGUGCAGGGUAGCGGAUUUCCCCGGUAUCUCCUCCAAUCUAUUUUUGCGGUAUCUCUGGAUCUUGCUGUGGAAAUGGUGGAUUAAAGGAAACUGGAGGAACUCCUAAAUAGUAGCCUUUCUUAUCAUGUGGUGCAAGCAUGAACGAUUUGGCUAGUAGCUUUUUUUUUUUUUUUUUUACAAAUGUUCUCAAAAAUGUGUCCAAGAGACGUGUGGACUCAGUCUGGAUGUGGAUUUACAGCCUAGCUGUGGGACAUUACAGAGACUAAUUUAACACCGUACUGGACAAUUUGUGUCUAACACACCGUGUUAUUGGGACUUGCUGUGAACUGAAAUUGGUGAUGGAUUUGGGCUUGUGGUGGGUGAACAAGCUAAGGCAUACUGUAUGUUACAAACCAGGUUUUGCUUGCAAAUGAAACAAACAAAAAAAAAACAGUGUUGGAAUCGUGCUCUGUCGUUUGCGCACAAACGAUCUCCACGUAACCAGACUCGACCAGAUUUACUCUUUCAGAGGGGAUCAUCAUUUUACAAUAAAAAAUGUGUUAAUGAAACAGGUGAAACGGUACAUCUCAAAGCAUAGAGACCUUUACCAGCCGAGGUAAUGUAUUUAAAGUCGCACAGUGAUGUAGAAGAAUAAAACAACGCCUUUUUUUGUA
This is a messenger RNA of Clarias gariepinus (North African catfish), 3722 nucleotides long. RefSeq names its product protein FAM83G (gene sack1gb). The transcript is spliced from 5 exons. The record is from RefSeq and is a predicted model, not a curated record. Lineage: Eukaryota; Metazoa; Chordata; Actinopteri; Siluriformes; Clariidae. Bases 557 to 2950 code for a protein of 797 amino acids.